UGGCAAUCUAAAAGACAAAAGCUGGAAAAAAUGGAAGGGCAAAUCUGUACUAAAAUAAACAGCAGACUACAAGAAGAAUCCAAAAAAAGUAGAUACUGGAUCCCAAGUUGUGCUGGGGGGAAAGUAUUUGAAGUUGCACACCUAUCAGUGCUAGGUGACAAGUAUGUUGUCAACCUAGACACCCAAGAUUGCAGCUGUAGGAAGUGGAUGAUAACUGGCAUCCCGUGCUGCCAUGCACUUGCUGCCAUCAGGUUCUUGAACUUGAAUGCAGCAGAUUAUAUCCCCCUAUGUUUCAGGAAAUCAACUUUUGAAGAGAUGUACAACUCCAUUAUCUACCCUAUCAAUGGACAAAACAUGUGGCCCACCACUGAUUUUCCAAAUGUCAUGCCUCCACAUAAAAGGAUUAUGCCUGGGCGACCCAAGAAAAAGAGAAGGCUGGAACAAUGGGAGUUGAGGAAAGAUGAUACCCAAUUACGAAAAGGUGGCCAUAGAAAAAGAUGCAGAGUUUGUCGUGAACUGGGGCACAAUAGAACAAAUUGCCCACAACUGCCUACACAAGAACAGUCCUCACAGCCAAGUGAUGCUCCUCCACAACCAACCCAGCCAUCUCAAGAGCCAAUUUCUGCUACUCAACAACCAACCCAGCCAUCUCAGGAGACAAUUUAUGCUACUACAUAACCAAACCAGCCAUCACAGGACCCAACUUCUGCUCCUCCACAACCAACCCUGCCACUCUGAUUCACUUCUUUAAUGUAUAUGUAAUCUGGUCUUUAAGUUUUAAUUUUGAUGGCUGUUAUUUUGUAAAAUUCAUUAGCCAUUUUUGGAUAAUUUGGAUCACAUACAUUUUCAUUUUGUAAGUUGGUAAAUUCAGGAUUAUGGUGGACAACA
This is a messenger RNA of Vigna unguiculata (cowpea), 888 nucleotides long. RefSeq lists its product as uncharacterized. The record is from RefSeq and is a predicted model, not a curated record. NCBI's taxonomy places the organism in Eukaryota, Viridiplantae, Streptophyta, Magnoliopsida, Fabales, Fabaceae. Gene Ontology annotation, molecular function: nucleic acid binding; zinc ion binding.